Molecule: messenger RNA, 1080 nt
Organism: Python bivittatus (Burmese python)
Lineage: Eukaryota; Metazoa; Chordata; Lepidosauria; Squamata; Pythonidae
Source: RefSeq, a predicted model, not a curated record
AUGAAGUGCUCCCUUGGACUCUCUAGCGACCUCAUCUGCCCCCUGUCUGCCUCCCCUGGCACUCUGGAUCAUUUCCACUGCUCAGCAUACAACGAGGAAGGCGAGUUCACAGAAAACAAUGAAUACAAAGUGACUCUGCACACCAGCUCCUUGGGAGAGCACCACACCCAUGUCGUCUUUAUGAUGUAUAAGCCCAGAUUGCACAUUGAAUGUGAUCCACCCUUUGAUCUCCAAAGCAAGUGCAGUGCCAACAAAUGCCGAGUCCAGUGGAAGAGGCCAAAGGCCUAUGAGGAGAUUUUGAAGGACUGGCAGUGGGAACUGGCAUUCAAGGUCGUUCAAGAACCCUGGGAGCAAGCACAGAGAAGGGUCUUUGUCAACACAGAAACCUGGGUGGACAUAGAAGGCUUUGAGUUCAAGAGUGGCAGAAAUUAUGUUGCAAGAAUGCGCUGCAAAACACCAGACGUGAAUAAGCACUAUGGAAGCCAAUGGAGCCCAUGGAGUUCUUCUGUCACUUGGAAAGCUCACCGAGGUGACUGGCAGCAGCUCGAUGCCCAUUUUCCCAAGGCGGCUCCCAUCUAUUUCCUGCUCUGCCUUGGCACACUGUUGCUGUUCCUGGCACUGGCCUUCACACUUUUCAGGAGGGCCAAGAGCAGCUGCGGGGGCAGCAUCCCCACGCCGGCAGCCUUCUUCCAGCCCCUCUACCUCGCCCACGACGGGAAUUUCAAGGGCUGGGCCGGCCUGGCGGCGGCAACAACACACGAAAACGAGGCUGGCUGGCGGAGGAGCGGCGGCGAGGCAGAGGCGGCGGCGGCGCCGGGCGCCCUCCGCAGCGAAGGCCGAGCCGAGGAGCCGCCCGAGAGCAGCCCCGGCGCCCGUGCCGAUCUGGGAGAGCCGGAAAGGUCGGUCCCGGGCUUUGCAGCCGGCGAGGCGCGGCCCCUCCAGCCCCGAGCCGGCGGCACCUUACCUGGCGCGGUUGUUUUCCGGCCGAGAGAUGGUGAUUCUGGGCCUGGAGUAUGGAAUCGACGCGAAGGUUUUGCUCCUGGGAGUAGCAGCCGAUUUGCCGAGUUGGGGCUCGCUUAA